Quercus robur (English oak) is the source of this 1272-nucleotide messenger RNA. RefSeq names its product histone acetyltransferase MCC1. Gene Ontology annotation, cellular component: Golgi membrane. The record is from RefSeq and is a predicted model, not a curated record. Gene Ontology annotation, molecular function: protein-N-terminal amino-acid acetyltransferase activity; histone acetyltransferase activity. The transcript has 6 exons. Bases 374 to 1141 code for a protein of 255 amino acids. NCBI's taxonomy places the organism in Eukaryota, Viridiplantae, Streptophyta, Magnoliopsida, Fagales, Fagaceae. Gene Ontology annotation, biological process: N-terminal peptidyl-methionine acetylation.
GAUGAGACAAUUGGGGUUUCGAUUGAUGUGACCGUUAGGGGUGGUUGAAAAUCCACACAGUCGUGGUCAGUAGCAGGUUGGGCUCUUAGACCUGUCACGAUUGGGUUGGUUGUCGCGUUGACACCAAACCCUAGUCUGACUAACCUGAGGACACACCUAAGGACAAUAGAAAUCACAAAGGAGUAAGUUGAGCAUAAGGUUGGUCAUGGAAAAUUCAAGACCAAGGAAGAUAUUGAUGUUAUUGCUAUAGAUCAAUUCAAGAAGUUUUCUUCUACUGCCUGGCCUUUGUGGCUGAUCUGGCUUAAAUGGAAGUUCUUGGACAAAUUCUGUGUGUAUAUCAGACCUUUGCUGGGGAUUUAUAGCACAAGCUUCAAUGGUAAACCCUAAAUUGUCCCACCGUGCAAGUAUAUGCUAUAGGCCUAUAGAACCCUCUGAUCGUGAGAUUUUAGAGCAAAUCCAUUGUGAUUUGUUUCCCAUCAGGUAUGAGUCUGAGUUCUUUCAAAAUGUUGUCAACGGACAAGAUAUUGUAUCGUGGGCUGCUGUUGACCGCAAUCGGCCAAAUGGUCAAAGUGACGAACUUGUUGGAUUUGUAACUGCACGAAUUGUUCUUGCAAAAGAAAGUGAGAUAGGGGAUAUGCUCAGAUAUGACCCAUCAAAACCAGAUCAAACUUUAGUCUACAUUCUGACACUGGGAGUUGUAGAUGGCUAUAGAAAUCUUGGCAUAGCGUCUUCAUUAAUUCAGAAGGUCGUAAAAUAUGCCUCAAGUAUUCCAAGUUGUCGAGCAGUUUACUUGCAUGUGAUUUCUUACAAUGAUCCCGCAAUACGUUUGUACAAGAAAAUGUCAUUCCAGUGUGUAAGAAGGUUGCAAGGUUUUUACUUGAUUGGUGGUCAGCAUUAUGACUCAUACUUGUUUGUAUACUAUGUAAAUGGCGGUCGUUCUCCUUGCUCACCACUAGAGCUAGUUACCAUCAUGGUGAGUUAUAUGAGGAGUGGUUUGAAGACGGUGGCUGCAAAGCUAUACAAGAAUGAAGAUAGAAAGGUCCCAAAAUGGCCCAAAUGUAAAGAAAGCCAUUCCCUUAUAUCAACAACGCAGCACAGAAGAAGUUUGACUACUGAAUGUAAUGGGUGUGAGUGUGUUUGAUUUGUUACUCCUGUAGAUAAACAUUAUACCUUACUGCUCCUUUUAUGUGUAGUUAUUCUUACAGCCAUGAAAUAAUUUCUUGUUGUAAUAUACUCUAAUGUUUUAAGGUAAUGCCAAUUUAUUUUUCUUCA